Molecule: messenger RNA, 5043 nt
Organism: Hemiscyllium ocellatum (epaulette shark)
Lineage: Eukaryota; Metazoa; Chordata; Chondrichthyes; Orectolobiformes; Hemiscylliidae
Product: interferon-induced very large GTPase 1
Exons: 2
Coding region: 1-5043 (1680 amino acids)
Biological process (GO): regulation of apoptotic process
Molecular function (GO): GTP binding
Source: RefSeq, a predicted model, not a curated record
AUGGCUUCGGAACAGAGUCCAUCAGACAUUCUACGGAAAAGUCGCAGAACGCUCAUUGACAAUCUGAAAGAGCAACCAAACGUUCUCCUUGAUGAGUUUGAUGCAAAGCUCAUCUUCACAGUGGAUGAGUAUAAUCGUAUUGAUGACAUCACAGAUCCCAAGGAAAAGAUCAGAACAAUUAUAAACACUGUGGUUCUGAAGGGAGAGGAGACUUGUGAGAUCUGUCUCAGGGUUCUGCAAAGUUUACAGAGUGAAUUCCCAGGAGUGGAUGAAAUAUUGGUUGGAUUUAAUCUUGCCACAAGAGUCAAAGAAAACAAUUUUCAGGAAGUGCUUUCCAAGCUGAAACUACAGAAGUACUUGAGAGAGAAACUUUCUUUAAGCAAAAUUCUUGAAAUUGGCCCAGAAACCAUAGUGUGUGCAAAGCCACAAAACUUGGAAGAUAUUCCGUGGUAUUUUCUAAAGAAACUUAUGAUUCUCAAUUUGACAGCCAGAAAUAUCAAAUGCUCAGCAGACAUUCCUAAACUGACCGUUGAUCAAACAAAUUUUUCUGACCUUUUUGAUAUCACGGGAAAAGACACUGGCAAUGCAUGCAAUCUGCUGGAUGUCAUUACUGCAGUUUUCCUUUGUGCUGACAGCAUCCUGCAGCAAGAGAUGAUGAUGAAGAUGUCUAUGUGUCAGUUUGCACUGCCUCUCUUACUGCCAGAUUACAGCAAGGACAACAGCACCCUACUGCUGUGGGCCAUGCGUUUCAUUGUGAAGAAGUGGAGACCUCAGUCACUCGAGGCGAGUAAAGGAUUCAAAGAGGCAACAAUAGCAACUACGCCAAUGCACGUUAUUUCAUUUAUUCGCCUGGGUGAGUGCAGCACUUCCAAAUCAAAGAUUCUCAACGAGGUAUUAAGUAACCCCCACCAUCAUCACAACUUCUUUGUCACUCACAGCAUGGAAUGUGGUGAUAUUCCUCGGAAAAUUUCGGAUGGAUUAGUGGAGUUCUGCUGCUACCUCCCCUGUGGCAAGAGAAAUAUUGAUAUCUUCACAGAACCCGUCCUCAUUGCCAACCUCCGUGGUGAUGCAAGUACGCUACGCUCCCAAGUUCAUUUCCUGGCUCAGGUAUCCUCAGCAGUCUUUAUAUUUGUCGAUCAGGUCGGUGCCAACGAGUUCGCUUUUUUGGAGUCUGUCGCUGAAUUGGAAAUGCGAUACUUCCUCAUCAUCAAUCCACAGCCGGACCAGCAGGUUGUUACAAGCAGAUUUCUCCAGAAAUUGGCUCCAUUAAUGAAGUUGGAACGAAACCACAUUAUUGUUAAAAAUAAGAAUGUGAACACAUCAUUGUUUGUUGAAGAAAUCCGAUCGAGAAUCCAGGAGACUUUGGAAAACGCCACAGACUGUGUGAGCAUUGAGGGGAUGGCUGAUGUAGCUCGCAAAUUACAGAUUUUAGUGGAUGAAGAUGAGCCACGCUGCCACAGUGCUAAAGAAGUGGCAGAGGCUGCCAUGGGAGACAUGCGAAGUGUGGCAGCGUAUAAGAUGGAAAAACUACCCUUACAGGGAGAGCUCUGGAAGAAAUGGUCGAAGAUAGACAAGGAGCUUUGUCGCCAGAAGAAGCGUGGUGAUACGCCCGUUGAGGCAUACAACUCCGAACUCAGACUUGAACUAACAAAUUUGCGGAAGAAACAGCAAGAGUAUGACAUUACGGAAAACCUUUCUGAGUUUGUCGCAGUAAUGGUAAAUACGAGCCACGAUGAAAGACACUUGUUCCUGAAAUGGAUCAAAUAUCUUCUCGAUGCCACCGCACGAGAAGAGCUUUCUGAAUUACGUGAAGCUUAUAAACAACUAUAUAAAGCAUCACCUGGUGCAACCAAAAAACUCUCAGAGCUCGACAAACAAAUAUCAGACAGUUCUCUAGGGCUAGAACACUUCAUGCGGGAAAUAGGACAGAUUUAUGAAGCUGAGGCAACUCUAGUUCAGGAACACAUUGUGUCAGAAAACAAUCGUCAGUAUACAUCGCUUCCUAGUGUGGUUGCUGAUCUCAUGUUAGAUGGCUUUCCACUUGAACUUCUAGAUGGUGAUGCGUCCAGCAUUUCUGAACAAUGGGUCAGCGCUGUGCUCACACAUCUUUCAGAGAAACUAGGACCAGAUACUAAAAUAGUUGUUCUGACUGUCCUGGGUGUACAGAGUACAGGGAAGUCUACCCUCUUGAACACUAUGUUCGGUUUGCAGUUUGCAGUGAGCAGUGGGAGAUGUACAAGAGGAGCCUUCAUGCAGUUGAUCAAAAUUACAGGAGACCUGAGCAAGGAGAUUGGUAGUGAGUACCUGAUGAUUAUUGACACUGAAGGAUUAAAAGCUCCAGAACUGGCAAAGCUGGAGGACAGCCAUGAACAUGAUAACGAACUUGCUACGCUGGUUGUUGGACUAAGUGACGUUACAUUAGUCAACAUGGCGAUGGAAAACUCUUCUGAAAUGAAGGAUGUCUUGCAGAUAGUGGUGCACGCCUUCCUGAGGAUGAAAGAGGUAGGGCACAAACCAAACUGUCAGUUCAUUCAUCAAAAUGUGGGAGAAGUGUCAGCACAUGAUCAGAACAUGAGAGACAGGAAGCAUCUCCUGGAUCAGUUAAAUGAAAUGACAAAGGCAGCAGCAAAGAUGGAGAAGAAAGACCAUGAAUUCACAAAGUUUUCAGAUAUCAUGGAAUAUGAUCCUGAAAAGAACAACUGGUACAUUCCAGGCCUCUGGCAUGGUGUUCCUCCCAUGGCACCGGUAAACACUGGCUACAGUGAAAAUAUAUUUGACCUAAAGAAAUAUCUGUUUGAUUUGUUUAAGCAACGCAGAGAAAGAAAAGAACCAUUUACGAUUCACCAAUUCACAGAAUGGAUGAAGGCUUUAUGGAAUGCAGUCAAGUAUGAAAAUUUCAUUUUCAGUUUUAGAAACAGCCUAGUUGCUGAUGCUUAUAGCCAGCUCAGUUUGAAGUACUCGGAAUGGGAGUGGCAAUUUAGGAAAAGCAUUCAUUCCCAGGUAGAAAAGGCCGAGAACAACAUUGGGAAUCACCCUCUUGAUCAGCUUGAUGAUUUGUACCAGACUCUGAUACAAGCAACAAAUAAAAUUCUUCAGGCGCAAAAGCAAAUGAUUCUCACACAUCUGGAAAAAUACUUCGACAGCAAAGUAGACAACAUCCAUCUUGUGGAGAAAUUCAAAAUGGAUUUCACCCUGAGUGCUGAGAGUUUGCGAAAUGAGCUUGAGAUUUACAGCAAGCGCAAAUGUGAGGAUGCAAUUCAGAGGUGCAAAGGCAUGGCCAAACUGGAUAACAUACAGAAGGAGUAUCAGGGGAUUAUUCAGAAACAGGUCUGUGAACUGCUACAAAUGUGCAAAGAGUCGAAUUCUGAACUCAAUGACAGUAAACUCAAGGAAAAGUUUGAAAAGAUGUGGACAGAAACAGUAAAACCACUUCAAGCAAUGUCAUUCAAAAAACAGAACAUCGAAAUUGAGUUUGAAAAUCAACUGCAACAAAAUCUACGCCAUCGGGGCAGUGCAGUGUGCCAGAGAUUACAUACCGCUGGGAAACUAUUUGAAAAAGGACAAAUCAAGUUUAAAGUUACCAAGGAUCAUAUUGAGAGGGGUUAUUGGCAAAGAUUUAAAGACUUUUUUACAAAUGGGUCUAGCAAUGAAGUGCAAGUGUUUGCAGAUCAUUUAAUUGAAUACGCUGAGCAGUUUGCACUGGAAAAGCAGAAAGCAAAAGUUGACUUCGAUCCAACUUACUGUCAAACAUUGCUGAAAAAUACUGAUGAAACGUUACUCAGUGGGAAAUGGCGCAACUUUCACAUGAAUGUUAACUUUGAGGUAGAUCUAAAGCUGCAUAUGUGUGGUUAUGUCCUGCCGAUUUUCCAAAAGAUGCACCAAGAUUUCUUCAGAGAGAACGAUCCACUGACUUGUCUGACAGCAAUGAAGGAUGUCUACUAUUCCACUUUUAAAGAUAUUUACCACGAAAAAGAUCAAAGUCAGAAAAGGGCUCAAGCUCUGUGCAGCAAUUGCCUCCAGCCCGCACUUCAGAAAGCCAUUGACAAAAAGCUUGGUGUGGAGAUUGUCGAAGAUGUAAAAACCAGCUGUACAAACCAUGAAAUGAGCAACAGAGCCUAUCUCCAAGCUGUGAUUCUACUGGAUUUGCUGGAUGAGCACCGUGUGGAAAAUUACAUACAAUAUAUCAAAAGCUAUGAGCAUUUUGCAAGACAGUGGAUCAGGAAAAGAAUAAUAAAGAAUUACACGGGAACAACUAAAAUUAUGGAGAUCAUCACAAAAAUAAUCCGAGCACUGAUACGAAAGACAAAAGAUGCCAUAAAACAAGCAAUGUUGACGGAGAAGGAGAACGUGUCAGAAUUUUUAACAGAAUUUUGUGACAUUUUGAAGAAUGAUUUUGUGAUUAACAAGGAGAGUUUGGAAAUUGUACUCUUUCAGAAUGCUGUCACAGCCAGAGAGUUUGCUGCUGAUUUUACUGCAGCCCUGGAUGACGUGGAGCAGAAACUCACAUCAGACUUUCACAAGAAUUGCGACAUUGAAGAAGUUCUGCCACGUCUGCCAGUGCAGCCAGAUGAAGAGAUCUUCCGCCAAGUUCUCGGCUGUGGGAAGCUAUGCCCAUUCUGCGGAGUACCUUGUGAGCGUGGAGGCUCAGGACAUAAGGAGCAUUUUGCUACAACACAUCGGCCUAAGGGACUAAAUAGUUAUCGCUAUAUUGACAACAACAAGCUUGUGGCGACAGUGUGCACUUCUGCAGUAGCAUCUGACAGUUCAUUCCGCUGUGCAGCGACAGAAUAUACAUUCCAUCCCUAUAAAGACUACCGCAGUGUAAAUGAUUAUUUCGCUUCCUGGGAUAUUCCACCUGACACAAGUAUCCAAGCAGCAGCCUACUGGAAAUAUGUCCUGUCUACUUUUAAUAGCGAGUUUGCAGAAGCUUACAAGGUCAAAAAGGCUGAUAUUCCUGUUGACUGGAAAAAUAUACAGAAAGAAACUGUAAGGGCAGAAAUUGUGAAAACAUACAACAUGUUUAGGAAGAAAGAACUGAAAUAG